CCCCCCCCCCCCCCCGUCGUGGGGAUGACACGCUGCGGCGGAGACGGGGAACUGGAAACACUGUGGAUUAGAAGACACUGAGGAUGUGACUGCGACGGGAAGCGAUCGUCGCCCCCGUGCAAGAAAUCCAUAAUAUAAUAAGUCAUUUGGGUUUUUGUUCUUCUCCUUCUUCUUCUUCUCCUCCUCCCUGAGUGCACCAUUGACUGAACAGUAUUCACAAGAAGAGAAGACACGAGGAGCCUUGUGUACAGUCUGCACCAUGUCGGCGGUGAUGAUCACACGGAAGGUGCGGAAAUGGGAGAAGCUCCCGGGUAAGAACACCUUCUGCUGCGACGGCCGCGUGAUGAUGGCCCGGCAGAAGGGAGUCUUCUACCUGACCCUGUUCCUCAUCGUCGGGACCUGCUCCCUCUUCUUCGCUUUCGAAUGUCCAUAUCUGGCUGUGCAUCUGUCUCCUACCAUCCCAGUUUUCGCUAUUGUGCUCUUCCUCUUUGUCUUGGCCAUGUUGCUGAGGACGAGCUUCAGUGACCCCGGGGUGCUGCCGCGGGCCCUCCAAGAGGAAGCCACAUUCAUCGAGAUGGAAAUCGAGGCCGCCAAUGGGAACGUUCCCGCGGGCCAGCGGCCUCCGCCUCGAAUCCGAAAUGUUCAGAUCAACAACCAGAUCGUCAAGCUCAAGUACUGCUACACCUGCAAGAUCUUCCGACCACCUCGAGCCUCUCACUGCAGCAUCUGUGACAACUGUGUCGACCGAUUUGAUCACCACUGUCCGUGGGUGGGCAACUGUGUGGGCAAGAGGAACUACCGCUACUUCUACCUGUUCACGCUGUCCCUCUCCCUGCUCACCAUUUACAUCUUCACCUUCGACAUUGUCCACGUGGUCAUGCGCUCCGUGGAUAAUGGCUUUCUGAACACUUUGAAAGAAACACCUGGAACUGUGCUGGAGGUGUUGGUGUGUUUCUUCACCCUGUGGUCAGUGGUGGGACUGACCGGCUUCCACACCUACCUGCUCUCUCUCAACCAAACCACCAACGAGGAUAUUAAAGGAUCAUGGUCUGGAAAGAACAGAGUCCAGAACCCGUACAGCCACAAGAACAUCAUCAAAAACUGCUGUGAGGUGCUCUGUGGGCCGACCUACCCGAGCGUCUUGGACAGAAGAGGACUGACGCAGGAGGAUUCGCCUGUUCCUGUGGCGUCUGCUGCACCCAGCAGCAGCAGCAGCAGCAGCAGCCCAGUGCCACAGACCACGCAUGCUGUCCUCUGCCUACAGAAAACCAAAGCUCCGCUCAUCCCCAACAAGCGCACGCCUGACGAUGCCAAGCCGAGCAUUGCUGCCUCAGCACAGAAGAGCCCCUCCCCCAAAGAGGAGAACCCUCCGGCUCCCAAGGCUCCGCCCCUGGCGUCACCCGAGAUGGACGUGGAGACUUCCAUCAACAAGGACAAGACUCAUUAGCUGUAUGAGGGGGCGGGUCUAAUCGUAGCCCCCUCCCCAUGCAGCACCCUGCCCGGACAGGAAAUGGAACAUUAAUAAUCAAUGUCUAAUGACUGUGCGGGUGACUCGGUUAUUCUCCGACUCUUGUCCGACAUUCAACCAGAAGAGUAGAGUUUUUGCUGCUGCAGCUCCUCCUCUUCCCUCCUUUUCACCAGGAGCUGCAGAGGUGUUUGAUUGACACUUGCUCCUGCAGGAGGGGGAGUGAUUUUAACGGAAAGUCAGCAGAUUUACUCUGACUCCUGAACACUGCAUGCAAAAGACACGCAGGGGGAGAAGCCUCUGGGAAAACCGCAAAAAAAAAAAAAUGGAAAGGGGUAAAAAAAAAAGGAAACUCUUAAAGCGUAUGACUUUCCCUGUAGUCCACCUGUGGGUUGCUCUGAUUGUCCGACUUUUUCUUUGUUUAAAGUUGCAUAAUGACAUUUAUUGUGAGAGGCCAGUUCAAAUAUACUCCUUGCAAGUGUCUGAUGAAGAGGAUAAUACUUCUGGACGUGUAUAAAUCUUCAAACAUACAGUCAGUUUUUUGUUGUGUGCACAUUACAUGCCCCUAUGCAAACCAUGAGAAGGCUGGACAGGCUACGUUUGUCUGUGUGAGGAUCGAAGCAUCUCACGUGUAAGUGUGCGAGUGCACAUGAUGUCCAGGCAGGGGGAGGACAUGCAAAUCCUUAGCUGAAAUAUCCCCAAAGGCUCCUUCCAGGCAAGUCCAAAUGUACCUUUUUAUUCUGAUAUUGCUGCAUUCAGUGUUGUUGUUAAUUAUCUUUUCUUUUCUUUUCUUUCAUUGUCAAUUGAUCCAGACCAACGCCUGUCCUUCCACUUUUAUAUAAUCAAGGAUGCAUUGUGACGCUGGCGCUCUGAAAUUGAUGAAACUGUUGUGUGCACAGUUCAAGUCUUUGCCUCCGGGAGAUGGUUAGUCCCAGUGUGAGUGAGUAGAGGCCUGACUCCUGACGAUCGGAGACACUCGUAGUAACAGUGCCUUAUGAUAACAGUUGCACUAUGAAAUGAAACUUGGGUCAACCAACAGAGAAAAUCCAUUCUCAUUCAGUGUUGAAUGAGAAAUGCCAAUGUUUGAUACACUAAUCGAUCCAGUGGUUCCCAACCGGGGGGUGGGGGGUCACGAGAUGAACCCGAGAGGUCACAAGAUCAAAAAGAAUAGUUUGACAUCUGCCUCUGUCCAAUGGGUAAAACAGCAGUAGCUCUAAAAAUCCUUGUAUAACACAUUACACUCCGUUUGCUUUAUUCUUACACAAACUGACAACGUGACGACAAUUUGUGGUUUAACAGCCGGAGCUCUUUCUCGACUUCACGUCACUUUUGUAUUUCAGAAUUUCUACAAAUGUGAUGUCAUUUAAUGACACGUGCAAGCUGAGUGGUAUCAAUCAAUCAAUUAAUCAAUCAUCUAAGAGUAAAUAUUUAUUUCUCUGAGAGGAAAAUGUAUUAUUUUAAUUUUUUUAAAUAAUUUUUGCAACAAAAUAGUAUAAAAUUGUGCUUUUUUUCUCCUGAAAUUCUAUGAGUUUUCUUCCAGAAUUGAUGUUUAAAAUAAAAUCUGAUAAGGAGAAAAACACUCUUUGGUUGAACUGAUUAGAUGCUGCUGCGUUUUGAGGGGUUGUGGGUCUUCAGGGUUGGGAGCCACUGAACCAGACCUUGUGGAGAAAAAAAGAAAUAGCAAAGCCAUGGUCGAAUUUUAGGUUUUAGGAGGUUAAGAUGUACUUAAAAAUCUCUCAAAUGAUGAGUGAAGAGGACAGACAUCAGCAAGGUUUUUUUAUUAAAAAUGUUGAUUCAUUUUUUAUUUAUUUGAAACUGAAGUGUGGCCAAGUGUUAAAUAUUCUGCCUGUGAGCUGGAGCACCUCGCCCUGCUAAUCAGAGCUGAUCUUCCUCAGAGUCCUCUCUCUUCCUGCCGUCUUCUGCCUUUCUCAUAUUUAACUCACCUUCUCCUCCUUUUCCUCACAUCUUUGCUGUGACAUUUCUUUUUCCCCGACAGUGAACUUCUUCCACUGCAGCUGUCUUUGGCAGAGAGAAGACAGACAUACGUGCAGAGCUCUCAUUUCACCCAUAUGUGUAUUUCAGACGGAGCACAGCCUUGGACGCGAACUGAGAGUUUGUUUUGUUUUGCUCACAGAGAUCGCUUGAGGGGAGACGGAAACACGAGAAAGGAAAAUGAAGCAAAUUCUUAGUAAUUAAAUGAUUUUAGCAGAUAGCGAGAGUUUGUCGUAGUGAUUGUGUUAUAUGCAAGACACAGUAAGUGUUUGUGAAGAUAUACUUGUGUAGAAAUUCUAGUGUGGCGACAGCAUCGUGUCAGACCCGAAAUCUGCCCGGGAUUAUUUGUUUUAAGACUCAAGGUCACAACCCCUCCUUAAUCUCCUUAAAGAUUAGCUCCAAGAAAUAUGAGCGUGGAUGCAUGGGAAAUAAAUUUAAGGACGCUGGGAUCGUUGGCAGCUGUAUGAUCCUUUUUCAUGGAGCAGUUUAAAGCUCAUGACUGAUAUUGGAUACUUAUGAAUAAUAAAAGAUCAAUAUAGGCCUGCAAGUAACUAUCUUUGAUUCAUCUGUGGAUGACUUUCUUGAUUAAAUGAUUCAUUGUUUGCUCUAUUUAAUAUUGAAAUAAUAUUCGAAAUAGUGAUUGUCCCAAACCCCCAAAAUAUUUAUUUCAUCAUGGGAAAUUGUGAAAAUAUUUACAUUUGAAAAUCUGGAAUGAAAUUCUAUUAAUUUCUUCUUGAAAAAUGCCAAACAAGUAAGAAUGUUGGUUGAUAGAUUUUCUUUCACUCGUCUUAUUGAUUAAUCAACUUAGCGUUUCAGCUCUAGAUUAAUCCUUUAUCCGUUUUUUACUUUCUCUAUACUCGGAUGUGAAAAGGAGGAAGGACUGACAUUGGAAGAAGCUGUAACGUGUGUGGCAGUAUUGUUUCUGUGAAGUAAAGAAGUGUAACUACUGAAUAUAUUAUUAUUAUUUUUUGAAAGACUCUCCAGAAAUGAACGAGACGUACUAGGCCAAGAGCGGUUUUGGUGGAUUUUCUCCGUGGAAGGUAUUUGAAGAUGUUUCCGAUUGCGUUGUGUCACCGAGAACAAGAAUGUAUGAGAUUGAUUCUCGAUUAAAAAAAGAUGGGACGUUUGUGCCGAAGCAGAAUUUAAAAGGGAGCGUUGAACUUUUUUUGUUUCUGUUCUAAAGGUUCGCAGGCCGUCGACCGACCGAGCUGAGCUGUUGUACGUGUGAUUCCUGUGUUUAAAUGCCAUGACGAAAUCAGACCUGAAUGCUCUGAUCAAUGUAUUACAUUGCAUUAUGUAUACAGAUACAUUACUAUACCAUUGAAGAAGCUCUUAUUUAUGUUCACUUUUAGUAUCAACACUGUGAUUAUAUGUAAAUCAUUUAAUUUCCUUCACUUCUUUUUACAUGAUCAAUGUGUCUGGUAAAUAAACAAUAUUGUCUUAUUAUUA
This is a messenger RNA of Scophthalmus maximus (turbot), 4906 nucleotides long. It is a transcript of the gene zdhhc9, whose product is annotated as zinc finger DHHC-type palmitoyltransferase 9. Gene Ontology annotation, cellular component: Golgi apparatus; endoplasmic reticulum. The record is from RefSeq and is a predicted model, not a curated record. Gene Ontology annotation, molecular function: protein-cysteine S-palmitoyltransferase activity. Gene Ontology annotation, biological process: protein targeting to membrane; peptidyl-L-cysteine S-palmitoylation. The transcript has 9 exons. Bases 260 to 1447 code for a protein of 395 amino acids. Lineage: Eukaryota; Metazoa; Chordata; Actinopteri; Pleuronectiformes; Scophthalmidae.